This is a messenger RNA of Sphaerodactylus townsendi, 6808 nucleotides long. RefSeq names its product attractin like 1 (gene ATRNL1). The coding region runs from base 140 to 3844 and encodes 1234 amino acids. Gene Ontology annotation, cellular component: Golgi apparatus. The record is from RefSeq and is a predicted model, not a curated record. Lineage: Eukaryota; Metazoa; Chordata; Lepidosauria; Squamata; Sphaerodactylidae. The transcript has 28 exons. Gene Ontology annotation, molecular function: protein binding.
UGAGCCUUCUGGAUACUUAACAGAUGGACCAAUAAAUUAUAAAUACAAAACUAAAUGUACAUGGUUAAUUGAAGGAUAUCCAAAUUCAGUUUUAAGGUUAAGAUUUAAUCAUUUUGCCACAGAAUGUAGUUGGGAUCAUAUGUAUGUUUAUGAUGGAGAUUCAAUAUAUGCACCUUUAAUAGCUGUAUUUAGUGGUCUUAUAGUUCCUGAAGUUCGUGGAAAUGAAACUAUUCCUGAAGUAGUUACUACAUCUGGUUAUGCAUUACUACACUUUUUUAGUGAUGCUGCUUAUAAUCUAACAGGAUUUAAUAUUUUUUACUCAAUUAAUUCGUGUCCCAAUAAUUGCUCAGGACAUGGAAAGUGCACAACUAGCAACUCUAUUCCAAGCAGGGUAUAUUGUGAAUGUGACAAGUACUGGAAGGGAGAAGCCUGUGAUAUUCCUUACUGUAAAGCUAACUGUGGGAGUCCUGAUCAUGGCUACUGUGAUUUGACGGGAGAAAAACUGUGUGUGUGCAAUGACAGUUGGCAAGGUCCUGAUUGCUCUUUGAAUGUUCCUUCCACGGAGUCAUAUUGGAUACUACCCAAUGUGAAGCCUUUUAGCCCAUCUGUAGGUCGAGCUUCCCAUAAGACAGUUCUACACGGAAAGUUUAUGUGGGUGAUUGGUGGAUAUGCAUUUAAUUACAGCACAUUCCAGAUGGUAUUAAAUUAUAACUUGGAAAGCAGCAUAUGGAAUGUAGUACCUGUACUGAAAGGACCUCUUCAGAGAUAUGGACACACCAUUGCAUUAUAUCAGGAUGACAUUUACAUGUAUGGAGGCAAGGUUGAAACAAAUACUGGGAAUGUCACUGAUGAAUUAUGGAUUUUCAACAUACCCAGUCAGACCUGGACUACCAGAAUUCCAGCAGUACUUGUACAUGGACAGCAAUAUGCAGUUGAAGGGCAUUCUGCACACAUUGUGGAGCUGGAUAACAAAGAUGUUGUCAUGAUUGUGAUUUUUGGUUACUCUGUAAUAUAUGGCUACACAAGCAGUGUUCAAGAGUACUACAUUAGAUCAAAUUCGUGGCUUGUGCCAGAAACAAAAGGGGCAAUUGUGCAGGGUGGAUAUGGCCAUACCAGCGUGUAUGAUGAUACAACAAAAUCUAUUUAUGUUCAUGGUGGAUACAAAGCGUUGCCUGGUAACAAAUAUGGAUUGGUUGAUGAUCUUUAUAAGUAUGAAGUUAACAGUCGGACAUGGACAAUUUUGAAAGAGAGUGGUUUUGCCCGAUAUCUCCAUUCAGCUGUUUUAAUCAGUGGGGCUAUGCUAAUUUUUGGUGGAAAUACCCAUAACGAUACAUCUCUGAGCAAUGGUGCAAAAUGUUUUUCUGCUGAUUUCCUGGCUUAUGAUAUAGCUUGUGAUGAAUGGAAAAUUCUUCCCAAACCUAAUCUUCAUCGCGAUGUAAACAGAUUUGGUCACUCAGCAGUUGUCAGCAAUGGGUCUAUGUAUAUCUUUGGAGGCUUUUCAAGUGUUUUGUUGAAUGACAUCCUUGUGUACAAACCUCCCAACUGUGAAGCAUUCAGAGAUGAAGAGCUUUGUAAAAAUGCUGGACCUGGAUUAAGAUGUUUAUGGAACAAAAAUCACUGCAUGUCAUGGGAAUCUGACCAUAUUAAUAACAUUCUUAGAGCAAAGUGUCCUAGAAAAAUAGCUGCAGCAGAUGACAGAUGUUAUAGAUAUGCAGACUGUGCCAGCUGUACUGCCAAUACAAAUGGCUGUCAGUGGUGCGAUGACAAGAAAUGCAUUUCAGCAAGCAGUAACUGCAGUGUGUCAGUAAAAAACUACACCAAAUGCCAUGUGAGAAAUGAACAAAUCUGUAAUAAGCUGACUAGUUGUAAAAGUUGUUCACUAAACCUUAACUGCCAGUGGGACCAGCGACAGCAAGAAUGCCAGGCUUUACCAGCUCAUCUGUGUGGAGAAGGAUGGAAUCAUGUUGGAGAUGCUUGCCUCCGUAUAAACUCUAGUCGUGAAAACUACGACAAUGCAAGACUUUACUGCUAUGGCUUGAAUGGGAUUCUUGCAUCGUUAACAACCUCAAAAGAAGUUGAGUUUGUUUUGGAUGAAAUACAGAAAUAUACUCUCCAGAAAAUAUCACCUUGGGUAGGUUUACGCAAGAUCAAUAUCUCCUACUGGGGAUGGGAUGAUAUGUCUCCCUUUACAAAUACUACAUUGCAGUGGCUUCCUGGAGAACCGAAUGAUUCUGGAUUCUGUGCUUAUCUCGAAAGGGCAGAAAUAGCUGGUCUGAAAGCAAACCCAUGUACUGCCAUGGCUGAUGGCCUUGUAUGUGAGAAGCCUGUUGUUAGUCCAAAUCAAAAUGCUAGGCCCUGCAAAAAGCCCUGUUCUCUCAGGACAACAUGCUCCAAUUGUACAAGCAGUGGUAUGGAGUGUAUGUGGUGUAGCAGUACAAAACGAUGUGUUGACUCAAAUGCCUACAUAAUCUCCUUUCCGUAUGGACAGUGCCUGGAGUGGCAGACCACCACCUGCUCUCCUCAGAACUGCUCUGGAAUGAGGACUUGUGGACAGUGUCUGGAACACCCAGGAUGUGGUUGGUGUAAUGACCCCAGCAACACAGGCAAAGGCCAUUGUGUGGAAGGAUCUUCAAGAGGGCCCGUAAAGUUAACUGGGGUGCAUCCUGCUGAAAUGGUUCUUGACAACAAUCUUUGUCCCAAAGAGAAAAAUUAUGAGUGGUCAUUUAUCCAUUGCCCAGCUUGCCAGUGUAAUGGCCAUAGUACUUGUGUCAACGGUAAUGUUUGUGAUCAGUGCAAAAACCUAACUACUGGAAAGCAGUGUGAAACAUGCAUGCCAGGGUACUAUGGGGAUCCAACAAAUGGAGGGCAGUGUACAGCCUGCACCUGCAGUGGACAUGCAAAUAUUUGUCACAUGCAAACAGGAAAAUGCUUCUGUACAACUAAAGGGAUCAAAGGAGACCAGUGUCAACUCUGUGACUCAGAAAACAGGUACCUUGGCAAUCCACUCAGGGGAACAUGUUACUAUAGCUUGCUGAUUGACUAUCAGUUUACCUUCAGUUUAUUACAAGAAGAUGAUCGCCAUCACACUGCCAUAAACUUCAUUGCAAAUCCUGAACAGUCAAACAAAAAUUUGGACAUAUCAAUUAAUGCAUCAAACAACUUUAACCUGAAUAUCACUUGGUCUAUUGGUUCUACAGCUGGAACGAUAUCCGGAGAAGAGAUUCCUGUGCUUUCAAAAGCUAAUAUCAAGGAGUACAGGGAUAGUUUUUCCUGUGAAAAAUUCAACUUUAGGAGCAACCCAAAUAUAACUUUCUAUGUAUAUGUCAGCAAUUUUUCAUGGCCAAUCAAAAUACAGAUUGCAUUUUCACAGCACAAUACCAUCAUGGAUCUGGUGCAGUUCUUUGUCACCUUCUUCAGUUGUUUCUUGUCGCUGCUGUUGGUGGCUGCUGUGGUCUGGAAAAUCAAACAAACCUGUUGGGCUUCUCGACGGAGAGAGCAACUUAUGCGGGAACGACAGCAGAUGGCCAGCCGUCCCUUUGCUUCCGUUGAUGUGGCGCUGGAAGUAGGAGCUGAACAAACAGACUUUCUACGAGGGCCGUUAGAGGGCUCUCCUAAACCAAUUGCUAUUGAGCCUUGCUCAGGAAAUAAAGCUGCAGUACUGACUGUGUUUUUAUGCCUGCCAAGGGGGUCAUCAGGAGUUCCACCACCUGGUCAGUCAGGGCUCGCAAUUGCAAGUGCACUGAUAGACAUUUCACAACAGAAGCCCUCAGAGUGUAAAGAUAAGAGUUUGGGAGUCAGAAAUAGAAAACAUCACCUUUCAACACGUCAAGGAACUUGCGUCUGAAAUCAAGAGAAUGCAUUUGUAUAUACUGUAAUUUUUUUCUUUUUUAACGAGCUUCCAUAGUAAGCUAAACUACAGCCUCAGUUUUUGUGGAGGCAACCUCUGGAUGAUGGUACAGAUCAUGGUCAGAAGCACGCGGCCCGGCUGAACCACAACCUUCAUCCAGCUGUGCCAUCUAAGCAGGGCAUCCUGGAGAGCAAAUAUAAAUAUUUUGGAUGAGUCUGAGGAAAUAUAUCAGUAAUGAUAUGCAAAACAAAACAUUUCUUCUUUCUUAUCCAUAUCAGGAAAUAAUGAAAAAGACUGUGCAUUGUUUUAUAAUGUGGAAGGAAAUAUAUCACUGAAAAUGGAACAGUUCUGAAAGAUUCAUUACGUACAUAGAAGUAAUGGGUUGCUCAGUUUGAUUAACACUUAAAGAUGCAAACACUUAAAGCAGGAACUGGCAUUACUAGAUAUAUUAUCAUUUCCCACUUAUGAAAACAGAAUUUGAAGUAGGUGGUCGGCAGAUAUUUUAAAAUAUCCAUAUAUUUUAAGGAUAGCAUAUUGAAAACUGGCUUUCUGCAUAUCAAGGAUUUCUGCCCUCCAAAAGAUCCUGUAACGAUCCCAGCUGAAGCAGGAUGAAAGGUGGACUCUGCUUCAUAAGAAUUCUGAAUGAGAAAUAAAGCAAAGAGUAAAUGCCUGUCUUCCAUGCCAGCCAACUAACUCAUUAUCACAGCUGAUUGAGUAUGAGAAAGCCUGUCCAGCAGCCAAGAUCUUUGUAACAGUCAUUUCCAAAACUGCAAGACUCCGAAGAGCUUAACUCUUUAUUCCUGUGCAAUAGUAUGUUUGAUUCUGUUUUACUAAUGUGAUACUGAAGGAAGGCCAAAGGACAAUGCAGGUUUGAGCUUACAUAAACUUCUUGAUGUCAUUGGUUUUAGGGCACCCUUAAAUUUGAUUUGGGUGGCUUCUCAGGGUUAAACUGAUUGCCCUGAUCGGUUCUUCGACAAUAAUGUUGCCCUGGCCGCACCAACCGCCUUUCCAGAGUCCAAACAGCAGACUAAACUGUCCUUCAUUUCCUCCCUGCAAAAAAAUUCACAGCACUUCAAAAUAUAAAUCACUCUAAAACCCACCAAAGAUCUUUUAGUAUUCAAGAUACUUAGAAUAGCUUUUCUGUAUGAGAAUCAACAAGUCAUUGAACCCAAAAGUUAAAGGGAAACCCUCCUGUAGGUAUUUGCAAGGAAAUAAGAAACAAAAAAACAGCCUGUUGCCUACAUAGCUUGUAGGAUUUACAGAGUCUUUUGCAGCAGGUGAAUGGGCUACUCUCACAGUCUCAGUCUAGAGAACUUUAAAUACAUGUAAGUGAAAUCAGUGCAACUGCAGUGCUUACCCGUCCUCUUUAAACUCAUUCGUUUCAUUGGGACUUAAGUGUGCAAUUUUCUAUGUAGUCAGGCUGCACCUUAACUGUUUGUGGCAAAUUACACAAAACAAGUCCUUUUGCUAGAGCUUCCUUGGAAGGUCAUAGCAGCAGUGGUGUACUUUCAAAAAAGGCCACCCAGACCAAGCCCGGGGCACUAUGCCCAGCCCCCAGCCAAAUUCCACACCCUGCCCUCCACCCCUCUCCCGCUGCUGCACAGGGUGGGUGAGCAAGCAAGCAGUGCUGCUUCCCCCUCCCAGCUUCCUCCCUAGUUUACUAGAAGUUUAAAAUGGGGAGAAAAUUGUGAGGGAGGCGACGCCACUUGCUCACUCACCCACCUGCCCCGAGUGCCUUGCAGCAAGGCAGAGGCACUCUGAAUGCGGCAGGUGAGGCCCAGCAGGACAUCACGCUGGGCCUUGCCUGCAGCGCUCAGAGUGCCUCUGACUUACUCCUAGACACGUAGGGCAAGCGAGCAAGCCAGCAAUGCAGCAUUCCUCCCUCCCAGCUUCCUCCCUAGCUUACCAGAAGGUGAGGUGGCCAGGAGCAUGCCCCAGGAAGGCUUUUUUUUUGCUGUGGCAAGGGAGUUUGGCGGGGGGGGAGUUUAACCAGGGGGUGAGUGCAGAGUGGAGAGGACCAAAAUGUCCCCCCCCCCAUGUGAGCCAGGCAGAUGGUGCUUGGUUCAAAUAACUCCUCUCUGCCCCUCCCCAGAUAAACCAUUGCAUAGCAGCUCUUAAUCUCCAGAGCUGACAACUCUUGAAAUAGUUCACAGCAGUGUAAACUCUUACCUGUGAUAGAGUUUGGUAAAUAUGAAAGUGAAAGAAAUAUAUUUGAUGUUUACUACUAUAGCUUCCUUUUUAUUUUCAUUUUCUUUCAGAAAGGGGAUGAGAUGUCACUGUUUACACUUCACAUAGUUACUUGCAUGCCAAGGUGGUGCAGUAGCAGUAAUAAUGCCCUGUUUGUGAGUUAGUAGUGUUUCUUUUGUAAUGCCAUUCAAACAUCAGAUAAGUUAAGUUGGAUGAGGACUGAAUGUAUAAAAGCAGACAUUUAAAAUUCUGUAAACGGAACUGUUGUACAGUAUGUCGUUCCCUCUCAUCCAGAAUGAUUAGGUUACAUUUUAUCAUGACUGCUAUACUGUUUUGAUUAGUUACAUAUUGAUAAAUUAUGCUGGCAUGAUUGUUGGAAUAUUUUCACAUAUCAAAAAGAGACUAAUUCUUAUUCUAAAGUUAUGUUGUCACAGUUUGAUGAUUUUUGAUUGACUGUUCGGACCUCACUUUAUUGUUACUCUGAAACAAAGGAACUGCUUCUCCAAGAACUUAUGUGCACAUAAAUCUAAAAAUGAUCCAGUUUACAUUUAAGUUCUUGCAGAAUUAGGGCAAAAAAAUCUGUUGGAAAUUAUCAGUCAUUGAACACUUGUAACUCAAAUAACAGUUUUGGGGGUUUUUUUUUUAGAAAAAAACAAACCCUUCUGUCAUUGUAGUGUUGAUUUGGUGGAAGAAAAAUGUCAUUAGAACUGGCAUGUAUGAGUAAGAUGAUUAUUUGAAGAAAGUCAAAAGAGAAAUAAAAGACUUGGCUGUAAA